AUGACGACAAAUCGUUUUCAGGUUACAUCAGUCAAUGAACUUAAUCGUGAUAAAAUAUUAUCUCAUCCAUCGGAAGUAAUUCCAUUAAUUAAUAUACAAAAUGAUAUACCAACACCACCUUCAUUACCAAUUUCAUUUACAUCUAUUCAUGAAACAAAUAAAACAUCAACACGCUUAAAAACUAGUUCAACAGCUUUAAAUUUUAUACGAAAACUUGAUCCAAUAAUUCAUCAUUCCAAUAGUCAUAUAAAUUUACCUGGUAUUAAUGAAACUGAUGGAGGAGAUUCAUGUUACUCUACAAUACAAUCAAAUACUUGGGAUACAAACUCACUUCAUUUAAAAAAUAGUUUUCUACAUGAACUACGUUUAAAACGUCAUGAACUACAAACUAAAGCAAAAAAUAUUCCAAUCGAUCAACGUAUUGCAUUAAAUAAUCGUCCAUAUAAUGAAGAGUUAUUACGUGCACAAGAUAUUUUUGCUAUACAUUUUGAAUUAAAUGAUACUGAGAAUAUUCCAGAUAAUAUCUUUAAUGAAGAUUCACAAGAAAAAAUUCGAAAUAAAAUUUUUGAUGAAUUAGAUCGUCAACGAAAGAAAAAAUUUCAUAAACAACAUCGUCAAUUAUUUUUAGGUCGAGCAUUAUUAUUCCUUAUGGUAGCAAUAUUAGUAUUUAUGGCUACUACAUUAAUUUGUGCUGUUAUGAAUCUAUAUGAUCGUGCGGAAUAUUUUAAUAUAACAUUAUCAAAUGAUACAUUUUUAUCAAUGAUAUAUGAUACAUCUACUAAUACUUAA
Messenger RNA from Adineta steineri, 789 nucleotides. The record is from the annotation of a GenBank genome assembly. NCBI's taxonomy places the organism in Eukaryota, Metazoa, Rotifera, Eurotatoria, Adinetida, Adinetidae.